AUGUCAAUGCAAAGUAUAAACAGUUUAUACCCUGAUGUAUAUUUACAGUAUAUUGAAGAUGGAUAUCCCAAAGUAAAUGAAGAUGGAGAGGGUAAAAUGAAAUUUUAUGUUGAUGAUGAAGGUAUUUAUCAUUAUAUCGAUGAAAAUAGUAUAGACAACUUAGAAGGAGAAUAUUCAUGGAAAAACAUUGAACUUAAUUAUACUACAAAGAACAGUUACUUUAAUGAUAGUAUUGAUAAUGAUGAUGAUAAUGAUUGCCAAUUUCAAAAUAUCAAUCGACCAAAAAAUAUACAAGGUAAAGAAAAAAAAUAUACAUCUUGGACGCCAAUAAAUUAUUUUUUAAGUGAAUUUUUUUUAGUGAUAUUUCAUACUGGGCUUAUAAUGUCAUUAAAAUGUUGUGGAAUUAUUAACGAAAAUCCCACAAAAUUUGAUUUUUUAUUAUACAUUUGUAUAGCUUUAUUUGGAUUAAAUCUAAUCAUAUCAUAUUUUUUCAUUGGUUAUUAUUUACAGUAUAAACGGCGUUAUAGAGAUAUAAUUCCUAAAUUUUUCCAACAUACAUACAAGGAAUGUUACAAAUGUCCACCUAAAGAUGAAAAUUUGAGAAAAUUUAAUCGUAAUCCUUUGACUAAAUUUAAAACAUGUAUUUUGGUUAGUGUCUCAAGUUUAAUUAUGAGUUGUAUUUACAUUUCAUAUUUUUACUUAAAUAAAUUCGUGGUUUAUCAUGAUUCCAAUAAUGAAAUUCAAUUGGCUAAAAAAAAUAUUUGGGAAUUAGUAUUGGAUUUAUAA
Henningerozyma blattae CBS 6284 is the source of this 786-nucleotide messenger RNA. RefSeq lists its product as uncharacterized. The coding region runs from base 1 to 786 and encodes 261 amino acids. The transcript has a single exon. The record is from RefSeq and is a predicted model, not a curated record. Lineage: Eukaryota; Fungi; Ascomycota; Saccharomycetes; Saccharomycetales; Saccharomycetaceae.